GUCUUCACAAAUUCGUGAAUUUCAUCAUCUGAGUUCUCUCAAAUUCCCUUCCUUUUUUUCUGUUCAUAGAUUUCAAGGUUUACUCUCGAUCUGUUCUUUACCUUAAUCUUCUGAAACUCUUUGGAACAAUCCAGAUUUUUGGUUAGCAGGUGGGAGAGCAUUAAUCAUGUAUUUAUGAUACACUGCUCUAUUAUUAUUACGAGAGUUGAAUGUUUCCUUUUUGACCGUUUUUAAAAGCCAAGGAAGAAGAAAGAGUGAAAGACUCUGUCUUUAAAACCUUUUUUUGGGAUAAAUUUGUCCAAAAUGCCAAUGUUUCAGCCUUCCAAGACCGGUGGCUUUGAUGGGCAUAUCUUAGAUCUACACACGGCCGUUAAAGACGGUGUUCUCAGCGGCUGCGGCGGCGGAGAUGGGAAAUUUGUGGUAGUUGUUACCGAUGAGAAGAAGAAAUUGGAUUUGAAGAAGAUGAUUUCUGAGCUGGAAUUACCUGAAAUACCCUCUGUUUUCAUCUGUCCAAUCUCUCUAGAGCCGAUGCAAGAUCCAGUGACCUUGUGUACUGGUCAAACCUACGAGAGGUCUAACAUUCUCAAAUGGUUCAAUUUAGGGCAUUGUACUUGCCCAACGACGAUGCAAGAGCUUUGGGAUGAUUUGGUCACUCCUAAUAAGACUCUUCAUCAAUUGAUCUACACUUGGUUUUCACAAAAGUAUGUUUUGAUGAAGAAACGAUCUGAAGAUGUGCAAGGACGAGCCAUUGAGAUUCUGGGUACAUUGAGAAAGGCUAAAGGGAAAGCAAAGGUUCAUGCUUUAAGCGAGCUUAAGCAAGUUGUGAUGGCUCACGCUAUUGCUAAGAAGACUGUUGUUGAUGAAGGUGGAGUCUUUGUGAUCUCUUCUCUUUUAAGUCCUUUUACUUCUCACGCUGUUGGAUCUGAGGCUAUAGCGAUUCUUGUUAAUCUUGAGCUUGAUUCUGAUUCCAAAGCUGGAUUGAUGCAACCAGCUAGAGUUUCGUUGAUGGUUGAUAUGUUGAAUGAUGGUUCGAUUGAAACUAAAAUCAAUUGUGCUAGAUUGAUAGGUAGGUUGGUGGAGGAGAAAGGUUUUAGAGCAGAGAUUGUUUCUAGUCAUAGUUUACUUGUUGGAUUAAUGAGAUUGGUUAAAGAUAGGAGACGAAGGAACGGAGUUUCCCCUGCGUUAACGUUGCUCAAAUCGGUUUCGGUUCAUAAGCAAGUUAGAAACUUGUUGGUUAGGAUUGGAGCAGUUCCUCAAUUGGUUGAUGUUUUGCCAUGUUUAGAUUCGGAGUGUUUGGAAUCAGCUCUUUUCGUGUUGGAUUCGUUGUGUUUAGAAAGCGAAGGGAGAAUUGCGUUGAAAGAUUCGGUUAAUACGAUUCCGCAUACUGUUAGGUUACUGAUGAAGGUAUCUGAGAAAUGCACAAACUAUGCGAUAUCGAUUCUUUGGUCCGUUUGCAAAUUAGCUUCUGAAGAAUGUUCAUCUCUUGCUGUUGAAGUUGGUUUGGCUGCAAAGCUUCUGCUUGUGAUCCAAAGUGGAUGUGAUCCAGCUUUGAAGCAACGUUCCGCUGAGCUAUUGAAGUUAUAUAUGGCUUGGUUAGCUAGAUCCAUUGCGAACUCACUCAAGCUCGAUGAGGAAGAUGAAGAUGAUCAAAAGCAUCUGAAUCAACCGUCGUCGGAAUCUGUAUCGGAUUCACAGUCUCCACGAGGCGUUAAGGAAGACAUUACCGAACUUACCAAGACCUUGAGAAGCCAAUUUUGGGGCGUAGCUUCGUUCCUUUCGCAACCUUCUUCAUCUCCGGAUCUUCUGGAGAGAAAUCAAACUCCCGAUCACGCGGAGGAAGGUGAGGAAGAAGACGAGGAUCUGAUUGCUGGGAUUAGGAACGAUUUCGCGGAGAUUGGUGGGAGAUUCAGGACUGGGAUUUCGAAGCUAUCUGGGAACUUACCUGUGUCUGAGUUCACAAAGAUCGCUUCGAAUUUCUUACAAUUGAAUUCAGAAGAUGUGGAUCCGAAAGAUUACGACGUAAUCGGAGUUACAGAGGAAUUAGUUUUGUUUGUGAAGGAUCUUGCGAUGCAUCCUGAGACUUGGUUGGAUUUUCCUUUACCUGAUGAUGACGACGAUAGCUUUGAUGACUUUGAAAUGGGCGAUGCUCAAUACGAGCACGCUUUGGCUGUGGAAAGGCUAGCACCGAGCUUGGCUUCUUUGAGGAUUGAGCUUUGCCCUGAAUAUAUGACUGAGAAUUGCUUCUGGAGGAUUUACUUUGUUCUUGUGCAUCCUAAACUCAGUGAAGAUGAUGCCUUGAUUCUCUCCACUCCUCAGGUACUCGAAGCAAGAGCAAUGUUAUCUCACGAACUGCAGAAAAGAAACAAGUUACCUGUAGAAGCAGGGAGUUCUUCUGAAACUAAUGCUGUCAUUGUGGAACCUCUUACUGUGCCUCCUUAUGAACCUUCACCGGAAUCAGGAACUGUCAAAAACGUAAAUCCAGUCGACUUUGAAACAGACAAGCACCCAAUUGAGAGCAAAGAGAUACAAAUUGUUGACAAAUCUGUCAUUGAAGAAAGAAGCACAUCAACUGCUUCUUCAUCUAGAUUUAUCAACGUGCACGUGGAUGACGAAGAAGAAGACGAUGCAGAUGAUUGGUUGAACGAUGAAGAGACUUCAUCUGUUAGCGCCAUUGAAGGAAGAUCAACCUCAAAUCAUCAUCCUCUUGGGGAAGACGAAGAAGAUGUAUCAUUCAGUGAUCUAGAAGAAGACAACGAUGGUGAAUCAGACGUGAAAGUGAGUUACAAGAACGUUACUAACUCUGGUUCUGAUUCUUCAGACAAAAAUUCACCAGAUUGGGUUCAGCUAAAAGAGGUAAAAGAGGAGAAAAAAUCAAACGACUGGCUUGAUGUUGAUGCAGUGUGAGGGACCUCCAAUGUUUCUUUUGGUAAUAUAUAACAUUACAUCUA
Arabidopsis arenosa is the source of this 2948-nucleotide messenger RNA. The record is from the annotation of a GenBank genome assembly. NCBI's taxonomy places the organism in Eukaryota, Viridiplantae, Streptophyta, Magnoliopsida, Brassicales, Brassicaceae.